Molecule: messenger RNA, 3988 nt
Organism: Elaeis guineensis (African oil palm)
Lineage: Eukaryota; Viridiplantae; Streptophyta; Magnoliopsida; Arecales; Arecaceae
Product: nonsense-mediated mRNA decay factor SMG7
Biological process (GO): nuclear-transcribed mRNA catabolic process, nonsense-mediated decay
Cellular component (GO): telomerase holoenzyme complex
Molecular function (GO): telomeric repeat DNA binding; protein binding; telomerase RNA binding
Source: RefSeq, a predicted model, not a curated record
CUGCUCUCGUUUGACGGCAAGUUUGAGACUGGGAGAAGGGCCCCUUCUUCUCGAGGAAAGGUCUCCUUUCUUCCCUUCUGCCCUCUCUCUCGCUUAUUCCUCCCUUCUUCAUCGCUCUGGAGAUCAGACUAUAUUUGUUGAAGGAAAUUUUCACGAUGCGUGUUUGAUGGAUGAUGACUGUUCCAAUGGAUAACUCAUUGUCUCCCUCGUCAAGGGAGCUUGCAAAACGCCUUUAUAAGAAGAAUAUUGAAUUGGAGAAUGGACUACGGAAAUCAGCACAGUCAAAGGUUCCUUCAGACCCCAAUAUAUGGCUCCAAAUGCGUGAGAACUAUGAGGCCAUAAUACUGGAAGAUCAUGAUUUUUCUGAAAAGCAUGAGGUAGAGUAUGCUCUUUGGCAAUUGCACUACAGGAGAAUUGAGGAGUUCAGGACACACAUCAAUGCUGCAGCAUCUGCUGGAUCUAAUGCUGGAAAGAGUCUUGCUCGGCCCGAUCGAAUUAAGAGAAUCCGUUCUGUUUUUAAAACCUUCCUUUCAGAAGCAACUGGGUUUUAUCAUGACCUGAUACUGAAAAUCAGUUCAAAAUAUGGCCUGCCUUUCGGUUACUUCUCGGAGGGCCCUGAGAAUCGUUAUAUUCCAAUGAAAGAUGAAAAGAAAUCAGCUGAGAUGAAAAAAGGACUGAUGUCUUGUCACCGCUGUCUGAUUUAUUUGGGAGAUCUUGCUCGUUACAAAGGACUGUAUGGGGAGGGAGACUCUGUUAGUCGUGAUUAUGCAGCUGCUUUUAGUUAUUAUAUGCAGGCAGCUUCUCUUUGUCCUUCAAGUGGCAAUCCACAUCAUCAGCUUGCAAUAUUGGCAUCAUACUCAGGUGAUGAUUUGGUAGCAGUCUACCGGUACUUUCGGAGUUUGGCAGUGGAUAAUGCUUUUCCAACAGCAAGGGACAACUUAGUUAUUGCAUUUGAGAAGAAUCGUCAAAGUUACUCUCAAUUGCCUGGUGCCAAGAUUCCUUCAUCUAGGGCCUUGCCUCUACAAUCAGCUGGCAGAGGUAGAGGAAGAGCUGAUACAAGUCUUCUGGCAAAAGACACGAAAACAGAAUCUGUUCCUACCGAAGAACGAGAGUUCAGUACAUCUGAAAUAUUUAGAGCCUUUUCAACACGAUUUGUUCGGCUUAAUGGGAUCCUUUUCACGCGGACAAGCUUGGAAACUUUUGGAGAAAUAUUCUCUUCAAUGAUUUGUAAUCUGCAUGAUCUCCUUUCUUCUGGCCCUGAAGAAGAGCUUAGUUUUGGUCCGGAUGCUGCUGCAAAUGCUUUGGUCAUUGUGAGGCUUAUUGCUAUUCUUAUAUUCACAGUUCAUAAUGUGAAUAGGGACUCGGAAGGCCAAUCAUAUGCAGAAAUCUUGCAGCGUACUGUGCUGCUUCAAAACGCUUUUACAGCUGCCUUUGAGUUUGCUGGGUAUAUAGUGAAGAGAUGCACACAGCUACAUGAUGCUCCAUCGAGCUAUCUGUUGCCAGCCAUUUUGGUUUUCAUCGAGUGGUUGGCAAGCCAUCCAGAUAUUGCAGCAGGUUUUGAUGUGGAGGAAAAACAAGCUAGUGCAAGAUCAUUCUUCUGGAAUCAAUGUGUAUCUUUCAUGAAUAAACUUAUUUUGACUGGACUUGUGUCAAUUGAUGGUGAUGAAGAUGAGACCUGCUUUUCUGAUAUGAGCAGGUAUGAUGAAGGAGAAACUGGUAACAGGCUUGCAUUAUGGGAAGAUUUUGAGUUGAGGGGGUUUUUACCCCUAGUGCCAGCACAGCUCAUUUUGGAUUUUUCAAGGAAGCAUGCACUUGGAAGUGACGGCAGCACCAAGGAAAAAAGAGCUCGUGUCCAAAGGAUUCUUGCAGCAGGAAGGGCUCUUAUGAAUGUGGUUCAGGUCAAUCAUCAGAGAAUAUAUUUUGAUACAUACCAGAAGAAAUUUGUAUUAAGUACAGAGCCUCCAGCAUCCGAAAAUGUUGUUCAUGUUGAUUACUCUAAAGCACCUGAAUCAAAUAUUACCAAACAAGGAAGUCAAGUCAAGUGUACGAUUGAUCUUGGAGUUGAACAAUUGAGCACAGUUAACCUUGGAGUGAGACAGCCAAAGGCACUGCCGUAUGGGGAAGGAGGAGGAGGUGGAGAAGAAGAAGAAGAAGAAGAAAUUGUCUUCAAGCCAAUGGUUGCUGAUAAGUAUCCCGAUGCAACCUCCUCAAGGUCAACAGCUCAUGAACCUAUACAGCAGCCUGUACAAAUUUCUUCUGUUAAUGAUUGGAGUAUGUAUGUCUCAAAGUUUUCUGCCCCUCUUGAUGUUCAAGUGUCUACUCUUCUCGAUGCCAGUUCUCAUAUGCACCCAGUUGCAUCUAAUGUCUCCCAGCUACCUUUGCAAUCUAUCAAUCUGGACACCUCAAAAUGGCUUAUGGGGCGAGAAGCAUUUUUAUCUGAUAGACUGAAGAACUUCAACAUUACCGAAGGUGGGUUUUUAGCUAAGCAGAAAUUGCAAGAAGGCCCGAACAGUUUGCAGCCUACUGCAUUUUCACCUCUUUUUUCUGCACCUCCUAAUCUAAAUACUCUCAAUAUGCUAGCUAGUCAGAUGAAACCUGCAGAAGUCGCCAUACCAUCUAAACUCGACUCCAUAGUACCUUCAGGAGCAACCUCUGAUGGCCUUGCUAUGAAUCCUUCAGCAGCAUUGCCAACAAAGAAAAAUCCUGUGAGUCGGCCUGCUAGGCACUAUGGACCCCCUCCAGGAUUUAGCCAUUUACCUUCUAAGCAACAGGAAGAUGUCAUUUCUAAUUCAGUUAUAAAGGAUCAACACCUGCAGAUUGAUGACUAUAGCUGGCUGGAUGGUCAUCAAUCAUCAUCCAUCAAAAGCAUGGAGGUGGAGAAUUCUGUUAAUCAUAUGAUGUCUACAUUCCCAAAUGUUAGUUCUGCCAAUAGUGAUGCCUUUGCCAUUGCCACCAGCUUCCCAUUUCCUGGGAAACAGAUUUCUAGUAUGCAGACUCCUGUGCUCAAUGAAAAGAAAUGGCAAGAUUUCCAGCUCUUUGAACAUUCAAAGUCAUUCUCGGAAGAACAGCGUCAACAGGCAAAUCCUCAGAACUCUCAGAUGCCUCAUCAGCAUCAAGCACAAUCUCUUUGGUCUGGCCGUUAUUUCGUGUGAGACAAACAUGUCAAGAUGAUUCCAGUGGUUCCUCAGAAUCUGCUACGAUGAGUAGCCCACAGCCUGAUGCCUAUCGAGUUCGGCCCCCACCUUUGCAGCCCUUUCAAUGUUGUUAAAAUUUUCUGUUGGAGCAUGGAUUGUCUUGUGAGCAUUGCAGGUGCUUACCCUCAAAUUUGGGUGUGCCGAGGCUGCUAGACUUCAAGGAGAAAAAGAUUGACCAAGGAUUGAUGGUGGGAAUCUUGAGAAUUCCUCAUUUGAUUGCUUGAUUACAGAGGUCUAAUCAUAGUUGAGAUCUUUAAUGGGGUUGGAUUCUACUUGGCAUGAACCUGAGUUGUUCGGUGGAGGGUGCCUUCCAUCUUUUUUGCUUCUGCAUAUGAUUCAUCUCUUAACGGCCAGUCUUUAACUGUUGGAAGGAUGCGUUCUACUUCAUCAGUAGUGGAAGUGAUCGAUCACUAAAAAAGGGGUCAAACCAGAGUACUCAUGGAUUGAGGAGGCUGCUUGGUGAUUAUAUAUAAGUCAAAGAUGAUAUUGAUAGGUUGAGAAUGCAUAAUGCUUGUGGCUUAAGGAGAUAUCUAGCCUUAUUAUUUCCGGUAUUAUAUCUGUGGUUUGUCUUUGGUGCUUGGACUCUUGUGUGCAAUGUUGGGACUUCCAAGUGCUUCUCCCUGCUGUUUUCUGUCAGUUAUUAUAAUCGCUGAAGCCAUACAUAUGGGUAUUUAUAGCUGUGACCAACAGCUUUCAAUAAUUGUUUAAUGAAUCUAAGGUUUCACCGGUUUACGCUUUGUUAUUUGAAAGUGAAUUAAGUUUCUUUGUGGGCGUGGUUCACGUGUUCUGUUUUU